This is a messenger RNA of Plenodomus lingam JN3, 525 nucleotides long. RefSeq lists its product as uncharacterized. NCBI's taxonomy places the organism in Eukaryota, Fungi, Ascomycota, Dothideomycetes, Pleosporales, Leptosphaeriaceae. The record is from RefSeq and is a predicted model, not a curated record.
AUGUUGCCACUGCUCAAUCCGGCAACCUCAUCGUCCUCGAUACCGGCCAUCCUCCAAUCGUUCGGCUCAAAAUCUACGCCAGAGUCCCCAGCUGAACCUAUAUACGCCUAUUCCCUUGCCUACGCGGCCCCCACCAGGUCUGCCCACCUUGCGACAGGGCAGGGUAUCAUACGGACCGAACUCGAUACCGGCGCAAUGAACACAACCAGAAGGGAAGAUAUACUUCAGCACUGGACUGCGAGCCACGGCACAGACAGGGGAAGUAUUCGUCGCAUCCCACUUGCCGCAAACCCUACUGGCGAAGGAGACGAAUACGUUUUAGCCACUGGAUUAAACAAACCAGGACAACUACGUCUCGUACGCGAUAGUACCACUCAGACCAAUUCACUCUGGUGGACGGAAAAAGGCCAAGGAUCUUCCUCGUCUACAUGUCUCAAAUUGGUCGACCUGUACAAAUUCGCCGAAUUCAUCGAAACCACUCUCCCCGCCUAUGACCAGUCCUGUAAAAACGAUGAUUCACUCUGA